GGCGGCCACGAGCCGCCGAGUGCCCCGGAGUGGACGCCCGAGCGCGGCUGCUGCAGUAGUCGCCGCGGGUGCUGGGGCAGCGGCGCGGCGCGGAAGGGCUGGCGAGGGGGAGGGUUGCGAGACCUCUGAAAAUCCAGCGUGACUCGAGACCAGAGUCUCGCCGUCUUGGGAGACCCGGGGCUCCGGGCACGAGAGAAUUGCCUUGCGCUCCGGGGGAGCACGCGAGGUGUUCGCCCCAUGGCUCGGACUUGGGGCCGCGACCCUUGGCUGGGUCCCGGGAUUUGUUACCUUCUUGGUUCCCUGCUCGCCGGCCUGCUCUCCCUGCGGGCUGUCGCCUUCAAUCUGGACGUGAUGGGCGCCCUGCGCAAGGAGGGCGAGCCGGGUAGUCUCUUCGGCUUCUCUGUGGCUCUGCACCGGCAGCUGCAGCCCCGACCCCAGAGCUGGCUGCUGGUGGGUGCUCCCCAGGCCCUGGCUUUGCCUGGGCAGCAGGCGAAUCGCACCGGAGGCCUCUUCGCUUGCCCCCUGAGCCUGGAAGAGACUGACUGCUACAGAAUGGACGUCGACCGGGGAGCUGAUGUACAGAAGGAGAGCAAGGAGAACCAGUGGUUGGGAGUCAGUGUUCGGAGCCAGGGGCCCGGGGGCAAGAUUGUCACCUGUGCACACCGAUAUGAGGCACGGCAGCGAGUGGACCAGGUCCUGGAGACGAGGGAUGUGAUUGGUCGCUGCUUUGUGCUAAGCCAAGACCUGGCCAUCCGUGAUGAGUUGGAUGGCGGGGAUUGGAAGUUCUGUGAGGGCCGCCCCCAGGGCCACGAGCAAUUUGGGUUCUGCCAGCAGGGCACGGCCGCAGCCUUCUCCCCAGACAGCCACUAUAUCCUCUUUGGGGCCCCAGGAACCUAUAACUGGAAGGGCACGGCCAGGGUGGAGCUCUGUGUGCAGGGCCCAACGGACCUGGCGCACCUGGACGAUGGGCCCUACGAGGUGGGGGGUGAGAAGGAGCAGGACCCCCGCCUCAUCCCAGUCCCGGCCAACAGCUACCUUGGGUUGCUCUUUGUGACCAACAUUGAUAGCUCAGACCCUGACCAGCUGGUGUAUAAAACUCUGGACCCUGCUGACCGGCUCCCAGGACCAGCCGGAGACUUGGCCCUGAAUAGCUACUUAGGUUUCUCCAUCGACUCGGGGAAGGGUCUGUUGCGUGCAGAGGAGCUGAGCUUCGUGGCAGGAGCCCCCCGAGCCAACCACAAGGGUGCUGUGAUCAUUCUUCGCAAAGACAGUGCCAAUCGCCUUGUGCCUGAGGUUAUGCUGUCUGGGGAGCGCCUGACCUCUGGGUUUGGCUACUCGCUGGCUGUGGCUGAUUUCAACAAUGAUGGCUGGACAGACCUGGUAGUGGGUGCCCCCUACUUCUUCGAGCGCCAAGAAGAGCUGGGGGGUGCCGUGUAUGUGUACAUGAACCAGGCGGGCCACUGGGCUGGAGUAUCCCCUGUCCGGCUCUGUGGCUCCCCUGACUCCAUGUUCGGGAUCAGCCUCGCUGUCCUAGGGGACCUCAACCAGGAUGGCUUCACAGGUGUGACUGGGAUCCGGAAAGGCUCAGGGGAGGAAAGCAGGGGCAGAGAUGUUGCUGUGGGGGCUCCCUUUGAUGGGGAUGGGAAGGUCUUCAUCUACCAUGGAAGCAGCCUGGGGGUUGUCACCAGACCUUCCCAGGUGCUGGAGGCUGAGGCUGUGGGUUUAAAGAGCUUUGGCUACUCGCUGUCAGGAGGCCUGGAUGUGGAUGGGAACCUUUACCCCGACCUGCUGGUGGGCUCCCUGGCUGACAUGGCAGUGCUCUUCAGGGCCAGACCUGUCCUCCAUGUCUCCCAUGAGGUCUUCAUUGCUCCCAAAACCAUCGAUUUAGAGCAGCCCACUUGUGCUGGUGGCCACUUGGUCUGUGUGAACCUAAGGGUCUGUUUCAGCUACAUGGCCACCCCCAGCAGCUAUAGCCCUAUUGUGGCCCUGGAAUAUGUGUUAGACGGGGACACAGACCGGAGGCUCCGGGGCCAGGUCCCCCGUGUGACCUUCUUGAGCCGUAGCCCAGACGACCCCAAGCACCAGGCCUCAGGCACCAUGUGGCUGAAGCACCCGCAUGACCGAGUGUGUGGAGAUACCAUGUUCCAGCUGCAGGAAAAUAUCAAAGACAAGCUUCGGGCUAUUGUGGUGACCCUGUCCUAUAGUCUCCAGACCCCUCGGCUCCGGCGACAGGCUUCUGGCCAGGGGUUGCCACCAGUGGCUCCCAUUCUUAAUGCCCACCAGCCCAGCACUGAGCGGGCAGAGAUCCACUUCCUGAAGCAAGGCUGUGGUGAAGACAAGGUCUGCCAGAGCAAUCUGCAGCUGGCCCACGCCCGCUUCUGUGCCCGGGUCGGCGACACAGAGUUCCAGCCUCUGCCCAUGGAUUCAGAUGGGACAACAGCUCUGUUUGCCCUGAGUGGGCAGCCAUUCGUGGGCCUGCAGCUGAAGGUCACCAACCUGCCUUCAGACCCAGCCCAGCCCCAGGCCAAUGGAGAUGAUGCUCAUGAAGCCCGGCUCCUGGUCACCCUUCCUGCCCCUCUGCAUUACUCAGGGGUCCGGGCGCUGGACCCUGCGGAGAAGCCUCUCUGCCUGUCCAAUGAGAAUGCCUCCCACGUUGAGUGUGAGCUCGGGAACCCCAUGAAGAGAGGUGCCCAGGUUGCUUUCUACCUCCUCCUUAGCACCUCAGGGAUCACUAUUGAGACCACGGAGCUGGAGGUGGGGCUGCUGCUAGCCACGAUCAGUGAGCAGGAGCUGCAUCCGGUCUCUGCCCAAGCCCGCGUCUUCAUCGAGCUGCCACUGUCCAUCACGGGGGUGGCCAUUCCCCAGCAGCUCUUCUUCUCUGGUGUCGUGCGGGGUGAGAGUGCCAUGCGGUCUGAGUGGGAUGUGGGCAGUAAGGUCAAGUAUGAGGUCACGGUCUCCAACCAAGGCCAGUCGCUCAACACCCUGGGCUCUGCUUUCCUCAACAUCAUGUGGCCCCAUGAGAUUUCCAAUGGGAAAUGGCUGCUGUACCCCAUGCGGGUGGAGCUGGAGGGAGGGCAGGGGCCUGGACAGAAGGGGCUCUGUUCCCCUAGGCCCAACACUCUCCGCCUGGAUGUGGACAGCAGGGACAGGAGGCGGCGGGAGCUGCAGCUGCUGGAGCCGCCAGAGCCACAUGAGUUACCAGGGUGGAGCCCAUCUUGGUGGCCAGUGUCCUCUGCUGAGAGGAAGAGAAAUAUCACCUUGGACUGUGCCCGUGGUACGGCCAGCUGUGUGGUGUUCAGCUGCCCUCUUUACAGCUUUGACCGUGCGGCUGUGCUGCACAUCUGGGGCCGGCUAUGGAACAGCACCUUCUUGGAGGAGUACUCAGCCAUGAAGUCCCUGGAAGUGAUUGUCCGAGCCAACAUCACUGUGAAGUCUUCCAUCAAAAACCUGCUGCUCAGAGAUGCCUCCACAGUGAUCCCAGUGGAGGUGUACUUGGACCCUGCAGUGGUGGGGACGGUGGGAGUGCCCUGGUGGGUCAUCCUCCUGGCGGUGCUGGCCGGGCUGUUGGUGCUGGCGCUGCUGGUCCUGCUCCCUUCAUGGACCAGGAUGUUUCAGGGAUAAGUCACAUGCAGGUCUUGUCCUCAGAGAUUUACUAGUUUAAUGCGGUGGGUGGUGAGCCUUGUAGUCGAGGACAUGGAGAGAAAGCUUGAGACCACUGGAGGCAGAGAAAUGUGGUCUGAUUUAACUAGAGCAUGGCAGGAAAGGCUGGGAAGGAAACUCACCAAGAAGGCCAACAGUGGAGCCUCUAGAACUGAACUGGGAGCCCGCACAUACUAGGUGCUGCCUGAACAGUGUUGUACAAAGUGUGUAGAGAACCACAUUUGUGUCUGAGUCAUAUGGAAGCAUGCACAUGCACAUGGCGUACAGGGAAUCAUCUCCCCACCGGUGGUCAUACCCUGGCCACAUGCCACCUCUGGGCCUUGUGGAACCAUGCAUGUCCUUGGGGCACUAUGGAGAACUGCCUGCACUGCCCCAGGCCCAAGAACACCCUUUGGUAAAUGUGAGUCGUUAGUGGAUGGGGCCCUGGAAGAGGGUCCAAACUGUUGGGUGGGAACCUGGCCAGUCUUAAGGAGAUUGAUGCCUUCAAGAAAGUGGCUCCAGGGUCCCUGCUCCCUGCUGUCAUGGAAGGGGACAGAGCAGAGAUAAGGGCCCCCAUCCCUCCUCAGUGUUCCCAUGCUCCAUCUCUUCUGUUCCCCUCCUCCCUUGACAUCCUAGUGUGGCUUUUUCCAUCGGAGCAGCCAGAGCUCAUCUCCCACCAACUAUCACUGGGCCCAUCUGGCCAUGCAGUCCUCAGCUGUGGAAGUUGGGGGCCCAGGGACUGUGGAGUAACUGUUUUGUGUGUGUGCAUGUGCGUGUGUGUGUGUGAAGGUAUCUAUGUGUGUGAAUGCAAGUAGAGCUCCAGCAUUCAGGGACAAGGAAUGUGCAGGAUGAAGAACUGAGAUGGCACGAGGGUGGUAUGGGUCUGAGGGACUGGGUGGGGGUAAUUGUAAGGGUGAGUGCACACAGCCUGGGGCAUGUACAAAGUGUCAGGUCAGAAAAUGACCAUGUGGGAGUGCAGGAGGAGUCAUGCAUGUCUUUUGUAUGGGCAUGAGUGUGCAGAGAGAAGUGUGCAAGGAGACAGUGCAGUCUGAGCAUGUGGGAGUCUCGGGCAGUCAUGAGUGAGUGUGCAAAGGGCCCAUUUCCAUGUCAGGCGGCAUGGCCAUGAUUUAGGGAGGGGCCCUGCCCUGAGGCGAUGCUGCCCAGUGUCCCAGUACACAGGGUGGUUGUGUAUGACGCUUGAGAGGGGUCAUCUGGACUAUGCUGAAGUCUAGGAGGCUGGGCUUUCCCUCAGAUAUCAUUUCUGUUCUGGUGGAUGCUACUGGGUCUCUUAAAAAGCUUGGGUGGAUGGAUACUUUUGGGGUCAGUGGUUCUGAUAUUCCACCUUCAACCCCCACUUUCAGACACCAAGGGAGAUUCCUUGGUCCUGCACACUGGGCCCCCGUCUGCAUCUUUCUUUUGCUGUGAAUGUCCCUGGGGACCCAGCACUGGUGCUGGCACCGGGGGAGGUGCUCAAGGCAGCGGGUGCUGCCCAGUUGGCCUCUUUUCUGCUACAGUUGGUUCUUUCUGUCCCACAGAUGGUGGGGGCCGGGAGCUGGGCUGUGCUGGCCACCUCCUCCAGGCAUCUCAGCCCUGCAGACUCCUCAUGUCUAGCCUUCUGUCUUUACAGAUUGGAUUCUUCAAGCGGGAGCAGUACCCCGAGGCCACUGUGCCCCAGUACCACGCGGUGAAGAUCCCUCGAGAAGAUAGACAGCAGUUCAAGGAGGAGAAGACAGGCACCAUCCU
This is a messenger RNA of Manis pentadactyla (Chinese pangolin), 5382 nucleotides long. It is a transcript of the gene ITGA7, whose product is annotated as integrin subunit alpha 7. The transcript is spliced from 26 exons. NCBI's taxonomy places the organism in Eukaryota, Metazoa, Chordata, Mammalia, Pholidota, Manidae. Gene Ontology annotation, molecular function: integrin binding. Gene Ontology annotation, cellular component: external side of plasma membrane; integrin complex. The record is from RefSeq and is a predicted model, not a curated record. The coding region runs from base 238 to 3621 and encodes 1127 amino acids. Gene Ontology annotation, biological process: leukocyte migration; cell-matrix adhesion; cell-cell adhesion.